Molecule: messenger RNA, 3375 nt
Organism: Mesorhabditis belari
Lineage: Eukaryota; Metazoa; Nematoda; Chromadorea; Rhabditida; Rhabditidae
Source: the annotation of a GenBank genome assembly
AUGUCAGAUGAGAAGCCGGACGUGGAACUUGAAGAAAGUGGUCCAAAAAUUGAAAUAGAUCACAAAUCCCAAUCACCAAUUGACUCUGGUCAGAAUAAACAACAACUUGAAAAAGCUGACGAGGUUCAAGUACAAGAAGUUGCAACAGAUUUCGUUGAUUCGCCAGCCAAUCCGGAUUCAACAAUGAGCACAGAGCCGAUUCCUGAAGUCAAUGAAGCAGUAGAACAAGUUCAAGAAGAACCAAGCCAACCAAGUACAGAAUUCUCCAAUCCACCAGAAGAUUCUAGUGAUUCAUCAACCAAAGAAAUCGGCUCAAAUGAGAGUUUAGCUGUGAAAGAGAAAUCUAAGGAACCCGAAAUUGAAAUCUCAAAGAAUGGAGAUGAAAUUUUUGAAUUCGCUGAUAGAGUUCCGAAUGUUUUGAAGACUCAUGAACCGGAAAAGAUGGAAAUAGCUGAAGAUCUUGAAGAAAAACCGGUAGUUGAAGCGGAUAUUCUUCAAAAAUUGAUUGAGAAGAUUCCAGAGCCGGAGAAAGUGGAAGAAAAAGAAGAAAUUGUGAGUGAUGUUGAAGAAUUUGAUGCUGAUGAACCGGUGAAACUUUUAACAGCACCAGAAAUGGUUGAAAUGGUUGCAAAAGUUGAUGAAGAUCAAAGAAUCGAAGAAAUGAAGAAAACUGAGGAAGUGGGUGAAUCAGGUGAUCAGGUAAAAGCUGAAGAAACUGAACUUCAAGCAGUUCAAGAGCUGGGAAAUGGAGCUCAAAUUGACGUUACUCCAGAAAUUACUGCUGUUGAAGUUGAAGAACUUACUGCUGAAACAGUUCAAGAGUCGGAAAAACCUUUAGAAGAAUCUCUAAAGAAAGAAAUAUCUUCAGAAAAUAAAGCACUAGCUACAGUUGAACCUAUGGACAUUCAGUUAGAAAAGCCUGUAACUCCAGAACCCUUAAAAAGAGCCCUUUCCCGACCCGAUACCCCUAGACAAAGAAAAACGUCGAACAUUUCUUUUGGUGAUGUGAAAUAUUUCAAGUACGAGAGCCCAGCUUCAUCAAAGAACUCGAGUCAAGAUCCACCGGAAGAACCCGCAGAACCACCGGAAGAACCCGCAGAACCACCCAUUGAUUCUCUUCAAGCAGAACCAAUGGAAGCAGACGACAUUCUGGAUGCUAUUGUCGCUUCUCAAGAUGAUUCAAAAGAGCAAGAGAAUUUGCAAGAGUUUCUCGAUGAUCAACCUAUUGGAGACAAAGUUGAAAAGCCUGAGGAAAUUGAGGCACGAGCCAAUUCACCGCUUGAAAAAGAGUACAUUUCCUAUUCACCGCCUGAAAAAGUUUUGCCUCCAAAGUUGCAAAUGGUUCGACAAGUUGAUCUACCAGCUUCUCGAGAUAUCGAUUCUCCUGCUGCCGAGACUCCUGUCGAUCUAAAAUCCAAAUUCAAAUUCCCUCUCUAUCCGGCGUUGAAAGGUGGCCGAAAAGUCAGCAAGGAUAAAGAUGAAGCUUUGAGCAAAGAUGUACAAAUGGAAGCAAAACCUGCAGAAGACGAGAAACUCGAAGUGGCGGCAAUCUUCAAGAUGAGCCCCAAAAAGCAGGUGUCAAUUCUCGUCAACAAGCCGCCCUCCGAUGAGAAUAUCCCGGAAAGAAGGCGCUUAAUCUCCAAAAACAUCCCACCGCCGAUGGUCGAGCCGGACUACAACGAGAAGACUCCUUUAAUCGCUUCGUCGUCAGUUCGCUCUUUGCCGACCGUUGUUGGUGAUGAGAUUUCCCCUGCUGAUCCCGGAAUUCUCGAAGCUGGCCUAGCCAAUGAACCGAUGUCCUCGACGAGAUCAGAAGGAGGAGGUCCGACAAGUCGACGAAGACGCCGACGAACUCGGUACCGAAGUGAGGGAAUUUAUGGCCCACCGAUCAAAAGCAGACCACUAAUUGCGAGCCCUUUCAUGCCCAUUCCGAUGCGAAAAAGCACAAUUGAUUUGGACAGAAGAUCUACGAUUACAAGAGAACCACGACCACCAAGGCCAUCUUCAUAUGGAAGUCUGAGGACACAAAGGAGAGCUGAAGAAGUGCCGAUUCUACCACCAACAGCUAGUGAAGAUGAAUCCGAGACUGAUUCUGAAGUCUCGAGAAAGAUCUCCUUCAGAACAUUGACAUCAAAAGAUUGGAUUACGAUCUCGAUGUUAGCUGUGGCGAAUUUGUGCAGCACGAUCGCGUUCAGUUGUAUCGCGCCUUUCUAUCCAGCUGAGGCAACUCUGAAAGGAAUGACCGAAGCCGAGACGGGAAUCGUUUUCGGCAUUUUUGAAUUGAUGAUGUUUAUCACCGCUCCAAUUUUCGGCAAAUUUAUGACGAAAAUUGGCUCGAGAAACAUGUUCACGAUGGGUUUAGCGAUCACUGGAGUGACGGCUAUUUGUUUUGGGUUCUUGAACUAUUUACCCUCGGGUCGAUUAUUCUUUUGGGCUUCUUUGUUAAUUCGUGUGAUGGAAGCUGUGGGAGACGCGGCUUUUGUCACUUCUUCGUUUGCCAUUUCAGCAAAGUUGUUCCCUGGGAAUGUCGCAUCAAUUGUGGGUAUCAUGGAGACAUUUGCUGGUUUGGGCUACACGGCUGGGCCCCUUGUUGGUGGAUUUUUGUACGAGUACGGUGGAUUUCAAACACCGUUUUUGGUACUCGGCGGGAUUCUUCUCGUAGCGACACUGUUGAGUCUCUUCACCGUGGAAUCGCUUGAAGAUGAUAUGGAUGAAGUUGAUACCGAGAAAGGAAUGAUGGAAAUGCUGAAGAUCCCAUUGAUUUGGAUUAUGUCUUAUGCGGUGGUCGUUUGCGCGAUCUCGCUUUCGUUCUUGGACCCAACGCUGGAGGCGCAUUUGAGAACGUUCUCCCUCUCACCAACCCUUGUCGGUUUGAUGUUCCUACUUUGUGGCGGAGUCUACACUCUGUCUGCUCCAUUUUGGGGAGUCCUCAUUGACAAAUUCGAUUGCUCAACAUUUAUCAUGUUCUUUGGCUCUGCAGCCACCGCCGUCUCAAUGAUGUUCAUCGGUCCAUCACCGUUGAUUCCAAUUGAUAAAAACCUCGUCGUGAUCGGCUUCGCUUUAUGCGUUCUUGGCGUGGCUGCUGGAGCUCUUUACAUUCCGACUUUCCAAAAUUGUCUUGAUGCUGUUAAAGAAUACGACUUUGAUGACUCAAUCUACACUUAUGGCUGUGUGUCUGGCAUCUUCCAGAGCUCUUUUGCGUUUGGAGGAUUCAUUGGUCCAACGCUUGGCGGCGCGGCUGUACAAUGGAUCGGCUUCGAGUGGACGGCGACGGCGAUUGCAGCUGUGAAUUUGAUAUUUAUCUUCACCCUUUUAUGUUACUUUGGUGGCCGAUCGGUUUUCCGACGGGGUAGCGUAACGAACAGUGUGACGGCG